ACGAAAAUUAUGAACCGCGUGGCGUAUGUCUGUACAGCUGCCGACUGAGAUCUCUGAUAUGAUUUUCCAACGUCGACAGAGCGGUGAUACCGGAGGUCUUCGCCAAAUGACGGAUGGGUGUUUUUCCGUGCUGUGCGAAUCGUUGAAGCGGAGAUUGGACCGAUUGGAGAACCGGGACCGGGUGGUGCGCUGCGAUUGCGGCUGGGAAAUAGAGACCGGGUACGCGGUGGCCGUCGGCCUCGCCACCCUCGAGGCGAAGCGACUCUUUCUCAUAGCCAUCGGUAUCUUCGUCGAGUGGAACGUCCUCAGAUUUUCCGGGGGUCUCGUCCCCCUCGUACUCACGGUCCUCUCGGCAACCCUCGGUGUCCCGGCGGCCCUCGGUGCCGUCUUCACCAUCCACAAGUAG
Molecule: messenger RNA, 406 nt
Organism: Athalia rosae (coleseed sawfly)
Lineage: Eukaryota; Metazoa; Arthropoda; Insecta; Hymenoptera; Athaliidae
Exons: 1
Coding region: 26-406 (126 amino acids)
Source: RefSeq, a predicted model, not a curated record